AUGGAGACGGCAGAGAAGAUCAACAAGGGGGCAGAGGAUGAGAUGGAGAUUUACGGUUACAAUCUGUGCCGAUGGAAGCUGGCUCUGGUAGCUGUCGGGGUGCUGUGUACGGGGGGCUUCCUCCUCCUCCUCCUCUACUGGAUGCCUAAGUGGCGUGUGAAGGCUACAUGCACACGAGCGCCGCUGAAGGACUGUGACGUUGUGCUUCUGAGAACAACUGAUGAAUUCAGGCAAUGGUUUUGUGCUAAGGUCCGCGUCCUUUUGUCUCCGGGAACAGACCCUUUUCAGAGACCGGGGUCUUUGACAAGCAAAGUAACCAAUGGUCAUGCAGGGCACCUUCCCGAAAGUCCCUCCGAGCACAGUGAAGACCAUCCGAUGAACAAUACCACAAUCCCUUUACAAGAGGUUCAUUAUUUUGUGCAUCACAGUGUAACCUACUACUGGAACGACCUGCAGCAAACAUUCAGUUUCUUAAGGGGUCUGGAUGAGGGCAUUCCAUGCUCUGAAAUUCACAAUGAACACAGCAAGGGGUUAAAUAAAGAGGUCCACGAUUAUAGGAAACUGUUUUAUGGAAUAAAUGACAUUACUGUUAAAGUGCCUUCUGUUAUGAAGCUUCUGGUUAAAGAGGUUCUCAAUCCUUUUUACAUUUUUCAACUGUUCAGCGUUAUCUUGUGGAGCACAGAUGAAUAUUACUACUAUGCAUCAGCGAUUGUGUUAAUGUCCGUUAUAUCCAUUAUUAGUUCUCUGUACACUAUUAAAAAGCAAUAUAUAAUGUUACAUGACAUGGUUGCAGCUCACAGUAUUGUCAGAGUUUCUGUGUGCCGAGGAAGUGAAGAACCAGAGGAAAUAUUAUCUACUGACCUGGUACCUGGAGACAUCAUGGUUAUACCACCCAAUGGGACCAUCAUGCCAUGUGAUGCUGUAUUGAUCAGUGGAACCUGCAUUGUAAAUGAGAGCAUGUUAACAGGUGAAAGUGUUCCAGUAACAAAGACAAAUUUGCCAGAUCCUUCAACGGAUUCCAGAGGGCCAGAUAAUGAGAUCUACAGCACAGAAACGCACAAGCGCCACACUUUAUUUUGUGGGACCAAUGUCAUCCAGACCAGAUUCUAUGCUGGAGAACCUGUCAAAGCCAUAAUUGUUCGGACAGGAUUCAGCACUUCUAAAGGACAGCUUAUACGUUCAAUACUGUAUCCAAAACCAACGGACUUCAAACUUUACAGAGAUGCCUACCUGUUUCUGCUGUGUCUUGUAGCUGUGGCUGGAAUUGGCUUCCUUUACACCGUUGUAAACAGCAUUUUAAACAAGGUCCCAGCUGGCAUUAUUGUUAUUGAAUCACUUGACAUCAUAACCAUCACAGUACCUCCUGCCCUUCCUGCUGCCAUGACUGCUGGGAUUGUGUAUGCACAGAGGCGAUUAAGGAAACUCGGCAUCUUCUGUAUCAGUCCCCAGAGGAUAAAUAUCUGUGGACAACUGAACCUCAUCUGCUUUGACAAGACAGGUACUCUCACUGAAGAUGGAUUAGACCUCUGGGGAAUUCAAAGAGCAGAGAAUUCUCAGUUCCUUUUGCCAGAAGAUAAAGCUUGCAGCGAGGCCUUGGUCAAGUCUCAGUUUGUUGCUUGUAUGGCAACGUGCCAUUCACUCACAAAAAUUGAUGGAGUUCUUUCAGGUGACCCUCUUGAUCUUAAAAUGUUUGAAGCCAUAGGAUGGAUUCUUGAUGAGGCCACUGAAGAGGAGACUGCACUUCACAACAGGAUAAUGCCAACCGUUGUCCAACCCCCCAAACAACCUCCAACGGGGCACAAGCCUGCGGACAGUCAGGAAAUGGAACUUUUUGAGAUUCCGACUACUUAUGAAAUCGGAAUUGUUCGUCAGUUUCCAUUUUCUUCAGCGCUGCAGCGCAUGGCUGUGGUUGCUAGAGUCCUGGGGGAAAAGCGGAUGGAUGCUUAUGUGAAAGGGGCCCCGGAAGUGGUGGCUAGUCUCUGUAAAAAAGAUACAGUUCCGUCUGAUUUUGCCAGCGUUCUAGAAGAGUACACAAAGCAGGGAUAUCGCGUCAUUGCACUUGCACACCGGAGGCUGGAGUCCAAAAUUGCAUGGCAUAAAGUCCAAAACAUUAGUAGGGACGCCAUUGAAAAUAACAUGACAUUCCUGGGUUUAAUUAUUAUGCAAAACAAGCUGAAACAAGAAACACCGGCCGUUCUAGAAGACCUGCGCAAAGCCAACAUCCGAAUGGUCAUGGUCACUGGAGACAACAUGCUAACCGCAAUUUCUGUUGCCCGAGACUGUGGGAUGAUUCUACCUCAAGAUAAAGUCAUUGUAGCCGAAGCACUACCUCCCAAGGAUGGCCAGACGGCCAAGAUCACCUGGCUGUAUGCGGACAGCAUGCCAAGAAGCAACUUGAAUGCCAUCAAUUCAGAGGGUAUCCCAGUUAAGGUGGUAAAUGACAGUCUGGAAGAUAAUCAGAUGAUCGAUUAUCACUUUGCAAUGAAUGGCAAAUCAUUUGCAGUUAUUCUGGAGCAUUUCCAGGAUCUUGUUCCAAAGCUGGUGUUACACGGCACGGUAUUUGCACGCAUGGCUCCUGAUCAAAAGACGCAGCUGGUGGAAGAAUUGCAGAAUGUAGACUAUUAUGUUGGCAUGUGUGGCGAUGGAGCAAACGAUUGCGGAGCACUGAAGAGAGCCCAUGGAGGGAUAUCACUGUCUGAACUGGAAGCAUCCGUUGCCUCUCCUUUCACCUCCAGGACUCCCAGCAUUUCUUGCGUCCCCAACCUUAUCCGGGAAGGACGAGCUGCUUUGAUCACUUCGUUCUGUGUGUUCAAGUUCAUGGCUCUGUACAGUAUUAUACAAUACUUCACAGUUACCCUCCUGUAUUCGAUCCUCAGCAAUUUAGGGGACUUCCAGUUUCUGUUUAUUGACCUGGCGAUUAUUUUAAUAGUAGUGUUUACAAUGAGCUUGAACCCUGCCUGGAAAGAUUUGGUAGCACAGAGGCCGCCCUCCGGGCUCAUCUCAGGACCACUGCUCUUUUCUGUCCUCUCUCAAAUCCUCAUCUGCGUCGCUUUCCAGACAGUUGCUUUCAUGUGGGUGAAAGUGCAGCCAUGGUACGAAGUCUGGACGCCCAGCACCAAUGUUUGCAACAUCUCCUCUGAUAUUCAUAUUGGCAACACUACCGAACACGACGAACACAACAUCAAAAACUUUGAGAACACCACACUGUUCUUUGUGUCUUCGUUCCAGUACCUCAUUGUGGCAGUUGUGUUCUCUAAGGGAAAGCCAUUUCGACAGCCAAGCUACAAGAACUAUCUGUUUGUCACAUCAGUGUUGGCUCUGUAUGCCUUAAUAUUGUUCUUCAUGCUAUAUCCCAUUGAUUCCAUUAACGACUUCUUUGAGUUGGUCUGCGUUCCUUACCAGUGGCGGAUUUCCAUGCUUAUCGUUAUAGCUGCAAACACUCUUGUGUCUGUCUUGGUAGAGAAUUUCGUCCUUGAUAUGAUACUUUGGAAGCUUGUGUUCAACAGAGACAAGCAAGGAGAGUCCCAGCACAUGGUCACCCACACUCCACAGGAGGCCAAUGAUCAUUUUGCGUCGAGAUUCUUGUCGUGGCUGUGUUUCUGCAAAAAGAAGACUCCAAAAGCCAAGUACAUGCAUUUGGCACAAGAGCUUUUGGUGGAUCCAGACUGGCCUCCCAAGCCAAGAACGACUACAGAAGCGAAAGCACCUGUGCAAGACAACGGCAGCUACCAAAUUAUCACCAUUACGUAGCAGUUAAUACCAAAUUUGGCUUUAUUUUAUGAUUGUUUGCUUUGCAGCAGUUGGCGAAUGGGCCGGAAGUACAUUGUCAGUUCUUCUUGCAGCUAGCUGGCUAAAUGAUAAGGAAAUUGAAUCCAA
Spea bombifrons (plains spadefoot toad) is the source of this 3876-nucleotide messenger RNA. RefSeq names its product ATPase 13A3 (gene ATP13A3). Lineage: Eukaryota; Metazoa; Chordata; Amphibia; Anura; Pelobatidae. Gene Ontology annotation, biological process: polyamine transmembrane transport; intracellular calcium ion homeostasis. Gene Ontology annotation, cellular component: late endosome membrane. The transcript is spliced from 32 exons. Gene Ontology annotation, molecular function: polyamine transmembrane transporter activity; P-type ion transporter activity; ATPase-coupled monoatomic cation transmembrane transporter activity. The coding region runs from base 1 to 3750 and encodes 1249 amino acids. The record is from RefSeq and is a predicted model, not a curated record.